AGCUGCCAAAAUGGAGAAUCCUGAUGAAAUACUAAAAUUGUUAUCAGACAUUGAUUUCAGUGACUCUCUUGAUAUUACAACAGAAGACAGCUUGGCUGUUUUGGAAUACUUCAGUGUAAAUAUUGAAAAACUCAGUGACCUAAUUUGUGAACAGCCUGCACAACAGUUACUUCGGAAACUUCCAUUCUAUCAGUCUAUGUGUGGACAGCAAGUUGCUUUACAAGAUGAAGUGUUAGCAAUAGAACACUAUGAUUAUGUACCAUCUGAUGGUUUCAGUGAAUUGAUCAGGGCCACUGGUAAAGAAUUGAUCAAGCAGCAAGUUCAAUGCAAAAGCAUUUAUGAGAAACUGCACAUAAAGACACUGACACAAGAGGAACUGUAUGUUCAUAUCGUCCUUCCAAAAUUUGAAUGUAUGCCAAGUUCAGCCCAACUUUCACAUUUGGAAUUCAUACGUGAUAUCAUAUUACCCAGAGAAUUCCAAAUAAGUAGUGUACAGAAAGCACUGGAAGAUGAGUUGAAAACAUUGAGAUUCAUUGAAGUAGAGGAGGGCUUACGUCAAUGUGCAAGUGAGUUUUAUAGUCCUUAUGAAGAGGUCUUCAAACAGAUGUGUAGCACAGCUGAGUUUCCACCAUCACCAUAUGAUGAAGAAAAAUGGAAAACCUUUUUGGAAAUUGCUGGUUUGACGAAAGAUGUUAGCAUUGAACUUUAUCUAACCUUUGCUAGAAAAGUUGAAGCCCUUGGUAGCAAAGGUAUUACUAAAGACGUUAUCAACAAGUCUAAAGUGUUGUCCUCAUACUUAGCUGAGCACCAUGGGAGAUUUCAAGGACAUCUGUCACAAAUUGGAGAGAUAAAGUUUGUGUUACCUCAUACUGUUCGAAAAGAGCUGAUAGAUAUACACCCUCAGCUGCAUGAGGGCAAACGGCUGGUUGCCUACUGCGAAUCACUCCAUCCUAAGAACCACCACUGUGUUUGGACAAGCUGUUCAAUGUUCCACAAGAGUGCAAGCCCGUCCCUAUGGGAAUGGAUACCAUACCAAGAUGACUCCUCUGAGCUUGGCAUUAGAGCAACACCGGAAGAUGUAGAUGUAACAAAUCAUUUACAAAACAUAUGCAGCUCUUUUAAAGAACUUCAGAACCAGAAUUCUGUUUCCAAGCUAUGCCAUAUCAUUGAAAGUGUCAUGAAAUCUAUUUAUGAACACUUUAAAAAGUCAGAAAUCAAUGACAGGAUGAUGCGUCAGCUUCAAGACUUUUGCACAGUCUAUAUUCCAGAAGAGAAAUGUAUGGUUCCAGCUUCAGAAGUUGUCACAGACAUCGAGUCUUUUCAGAUUGUGGAAGGAUAUGUUUAUGCAAUACCAUGUGCAUUACGAAAAUUUCGUCAAGUUCUCCUGGGUCUUGGUGCUUCUGAAAAGGCACAUGCUAACCUGUAUGCAUGUGUGCUGGAGAAACUGUCCAAAAAGACACAAUCACUGAAAGACGAAGAUCUGCGUACAGCAAAGAAGGCCAUUACCCUAAUGUUUGAAUUUAUCGAAAAGGAAAACGAAGACGAUUCUCCCACAUUAGACGUACCAACAUUGUAUCUACCAGAUGCAAACUGGAGACUAACAGACUCCAGCCAGCUGGUCUUCAUUGAUAAUGAUUCUUUCUUAGAAAGAGUUCAAUCUCUUGAUUUGCAGUAUUACUUGGGAUUUGAGCAGUUUCCACAUUCGAACAAGGGUCCACAAAGUCACAUUAACUUGCUACCAGAGUGCUAUCAGCUGAAGAUGCUGUCAUCUUUAGUCCAAGAAUUUGUCACUGAUGAAAGCAAAUUGAAAGCAUGUCCUCGUGAUUUAUCUCAGAAAUAUCUUGACAUAAUACGUGAUCCAGAUUUUGUUAGUGCCAUUGUGAGACUGGUCAAUCACACAAAGGUUUCAGAUCGCAAACGAAGUCUGUACCAAACUGAAGCAAGGACAACUGAAGAACAGUUGAGGAAGCUGGAAAUCCAUGAAGUUGAGAACCUACAAACAGAACUUAGACAGAAUGAUGGUAGUCAAGUACCUCAUAGCGAAAAGAAAAAGAGCUGGAUGAAAGAACACUUCAAUGCAAAAGUAUACCUAUUCAUUGACAAUGACAUUAACACAGAGGAGUUAUGUGCUGGCUUGACAUCAACAAUUUAUUCUUUGACUUCAGAGGGAGAGAUUUCAAGAUUUCACAUAAAUCAUUUGUUAAAAUCUGACCCAGAAACAUACAAGGAGUAUUUGGAUGAACAGAGUGUAAGGACAUAUAAUUAUGAAUGCCAACUAAGAGAGGACUAUUCGUUUCCUAUUCCUGGGAGAUCAAUCCCAGAAGAUAUGCACUGGCGUCUGGACAACAGAUUCCAUGACUUUGAUGAAUGGGAGUAUGUAGGACUGGAGGUUUAUGACCCUGUCGUUGACACCGAUACUCCUGAUGAAGAGGGCAAACCUGAGUAUGUCUAUGCACUUGUAAAGAGAAUCCUGUCAAAGGAAACUUUAUUGGUCAGAGGGCAAUAUGAGGUUGCACUUGGGAAUGGACAUCUUGAGACUAUAUGUGGUUCAAGGAUGUACAAAAUUAAGAGUGAAAACACUGCAAUAGUAGAACUAUCUCAACAUGAACUACCAGAGGUGAAACCUAGAGACCUGAAUACAGUGUUGAAGGAAAUCAGAAAUAUUCUGACAGAAACUAGGAGAACAAGUACUAGUAUGGAGGAAAGAAGAAGGGUAAAGAAAAGAUUGUACUUGGCUUGGCAUCCAGACAAGAACAUUGGAAAUGAAGAUUUCUGUACAAAAGUAUGUCACUAUAUUCAGUCAUACGUGACGAAACUUGAAAAAGGGCAGAGCAUAACUGAAGGUGGUGACGUCCCUGCAGAUGACGCAGACUCAAGUUUCUUUGAACAUAUGAGGAAGAGAAGUUCACAUCAAAGGUCUCAGUACCAACAACACCAAGACCAAAGGGACACAUCCUACAAUCGCCACCACUCUGCUCAUCCUCAACCAGAGGAAGCAACACGGUGGCUCAGACAGGCAACAUAUGACUUGAGGUCAGCCAGGGACACUCUCCAACUUGGUAGAGACUAUAACUGGGUGUCCUUCAAAGCUCUCAAGGCAGCAGAGAAGGCUGUCAUAUCAGCCUGGUACAACAGGGAUGCCCGCAAGGCACAGAGUCAAUGGAAAAAGGGCAUCAUAAAAGCAGCUAGCAGGCUGGGAAAUGUCCGUUUGUCUGAGCUUGUGACUCAGCUACAAAAUGUCGUAGGUGACGAUGACAGAAUGCUAUUUCCAUAUAGACUUGCCUGUCCAAAUACACCAGCUGAUGUGUACACUGAGAAUACAGCGAGACAAGCAUGUGAACUUGCAGAACGUGUUCUCAAUCUCGCAGAAGAUAUGUAAGACUGCAGAGAAAACUGUGAUGUUAGUCUCGUACUACAGAUAUGACGACAAGGAAGACAAGUUACCAUGUACAGAACCUAUUUAGCACAGAGGUAGAUCUGAUCAAUUCCUUUUCUCUGAGGUGGUAACUUCGGCAAAAUGUCUGGAUAAACUGAGCUCAAAAUUCCUGAUAAAAUAUACACAGAGAGAAUUUAAAGUUGCAGAAAGUAUUCUUGAUGUGGUGAGAGAGUUCUUGGGUCAGAUUAACAUUUUGUACAUAUCUCUUGAUUUGAUAAAGUUAAUACAUUUUGCUUUUUUAAUAAUAUGUGUGAAUAUUUCAGAAUCUGCAAAUAUUGUAUUUUGUGUAUAGAAGUAGAUUGCAAUAUUUCUUGCUUCAUUAAAUUGAUCAACUGUAUUGAUAAAUUUAGUGAACUUGAGUAAACAUUGCAAAAUGUGUCCAUAUUUCAGGUUUGCAAAUAUUGUAUUUUAUGUUCAGAAACAUAUUUUCAAUGUGUAUGUAAAUGAAGUUUUGAAAAAUGUAUCAAGUGUGUAAAUAUAUGUACAGGAAAUUUAAUGAAAUGUUUACAAUGUUUAGAUAAUAAAGAACUUGGAAACAUUACAUAUUGUAUAUAGUAAGGAAUUGACUUUGACAUAUGACAAAAUGUUUCUUCACAAGAAAAACCUCUUGAAUUACAUGAAACAAUGUGUACAUAUUUUAGUGGAUCAGACAUUUACAAUGUGUUUGUAUUUGAAGAUUUAGGUAAGAGUUGGAUCAAACUGAACAUGUUCUGAAAAACAAAUUAUAGACUUUUGUCAAUAGAAAUAUGAAAUGAUGCACCAAAUGCAAAUAGUUCUUGCGUCAUUAAAUUGAUCAGAUGUAUGAACCAAUUUAAGGACUUUAAGUAAACAUUGCAAAAUUUGUUUACAUUUCAGGUUUGCAAAUAUUGUAUAUUACAUAAAG
Messenger RNA from Haliotis rubra (blacklip abalone), 4319 nucleotides. RefSeq names its product sacsin-like. Lineage: Eukaryota; Metazoa; Mollusca; Gastropoda; Lepetellida; Haliotidae. The record is from RefSeq and is a predicted model, not a curated record. The coding region runs from base 11 to 3379 and encodes 1122 amino acids. Gene Ontology annotation, molecular function: Hsp70 protein binding. The transcript is spliced from 3 exons.